AUGGCCAAGCCGACACGACGCACGGCCACCGCGCCCUCCGACUCCGACUCUGAGUCCGUCAUUUUGCCUCCCUCCAAUACCAAGACCGAGCUCUACGAGGACGAAGCCGCGUUCUCUCAGGGAUAUGGCGGGUCCCGUCGCGGAGUCGCGAGUAACGAUAAGAGCGAUGACUCGGACGAUGACGAUUCGGACGACGAUGCACCACCUGUGCAGAGAAUGACGUUCAAGAGCGCCCCGCCAAAGCCAGCAGUGAGCGCCAGCAAGUCCAGUACAAGCAAACCCAGCUCCUCCUCUAGCUCGUCGGACGAGGACAGCGACAGCGACAGCUCGAGCGAAGAGGAGUCUGCCAGCGACGAUGACAGUGAUAGCGACGACGAAGACGGCGAUAAGAGCGCCUCGGAGAAGCCAUCAAUCUCAAGAAAGAAGGCCAAGGCGACGGGCGCCCCCGCAAAACUAGACACCGGCGACUCCAACGAUUCGGACGACGACAGCGACAGCAGCUCGUCUGGCAGCGACUCCGACUCAGAGUCUGACUCCGACUCCGAGCCUAACGACGCUGAGAGCGAGGGCGCCGACGUCCCAAUCAGCAAGGUUGACGAGGCUGAGGAGACCAGCAAUCCAGAGGAUGACGCGGAUGGGGCGGAGGACGAUGCAGACGAUCCGGCUGUUACGGCCUCUGGAGCGGCCGCCAGCGACGAGGUCGAGAGCUCGGAUGACGACAUUGAGGACAUCCCGAGUGUUCUCCCACAAGGCUCGCGCCGGGACGUUGCGGGUGACGCUGAAUCCGAUGAGGCCGGAGACGAGGAGCCAACAGCAGAACAGCCAAGCGACGAAGUACCACCGAUUGCGUCUCACUCAGUACGAACACAGAAUCGUGCUGUACGUCAACGAUCCAAACGACAAGUUGCCAAGGCGCCUUACGUCUCAGACCUAGACCAGACUGCUGCGCCAGAAGAAACUGUAUCCUCGGCCUUGGGCGGCGCUGUGAACAGCGGAGAACCGGCAGCUGAGUCUGCCGAGGUUAUAGGACGUCAAAAUGUACCAGCAACACCAGACGAACGGCCAGCUACAAUAUCCCCACGGAAACGGAAACGAGCCGCUGCGGAAGUGGCGGAAGGCGCUGGCGAAGCGAAGCCAGAGACACCCGUCCCACGCAGCGCAAAAAAGCGGGCCGCCGAACGGACACCUGCCUCGCGGGUCUCUGUUGCGGCAUCUGCUGGAGGUGGAAGCUCGUCGAAGAAGGGGCCCCAGGGCAACUUUGAGCCACACGAGGUGGAAUUGCUGAAAGACGCUGCGGCCAAGUACAUGGAGGAGAACCAAAUUUCACAAGCAGACUUUAACGAGCUGGUCCACGACAAUGCCCAGAAACACUCCGCCCUUUGGGAUGCUAUGGCCUUCGACUUCCCAAAUAAAAAGCGGUUGCAGGUCAUUCUGCGGUGUCGUCGUAUCUUCCACAACUUCAAGCAACGCUAUCACUGGACAGACGACCAAGACGCUGAGCUCGCGGGGCUCGUGGCCAAGCAUGGCAACAAAUGGUCGGUGAUUGGCGCCGCCAUGGACCGGUCGAGCGAAGAUGUGCGCAAGCGCUGGGACGAACGCGUGGCGUGCGGCGACAAUGUGCUCCUGUCAUACUGGCGGUUCGAGGAGGAGAAGUGGCUGGGCCAGAUCGUCGGCCAGAUCCUACGUGAAGUGCAGAGCUCACGCAACCAAGACACGUCAACGCUGCAGCCAUCGGCUGUGCGCGAUAUUCCCUGGCACGUGGUGAGCGAGCGCAUGGGUCAUACACGGACGGCUCGGCAGUGUCGCAUCAAGUGGCGGCAGAUCCACGAAGCCUACCACUUCAACGAGGAUGGAGAGUUUGUGGGCCCGCCUGCCCCGGUCGAGCUGUCCAACAGCCAGAUCAAAGCCCAAAAGAUGCACGGCCAGUUCGGUUCAGCGCCAGCGAAAGGCACACCCAAGGAUACACCUGCGAAAACCAGCCUGCCGCUGCUCGGCAUCACGCCCGACGAGGAUGGCCUCACAGUACCCGAAACAGAGCGCCCCAUCAAUGACCGCACACGGAAACAGGUGCGUUCCAUGUCGACCGAGGACAAGCACCAGCUUGUACUCUCAAUCCGCGAGUCCAAUGUUGGGCGCGAAGACAAGAUCCCUUGGACGCGCAUCGUCGACGCACCCUACCGGAAAAAAUACAACCGAGCAGCGCGUGAGCUGGUGUGGAGCCGGCUGAAGCGGUCCGUCCCGAACUACCAUCGCAAGUCUGUGCGCCAGAUCUGCGAGGCUCUGAUCAAGGAGUACGAUGCGAACGCAGCCGUCGGCCAAGCCUGGGAUAUGAACUACGACGACAAUGACGAAGACAACGAAGUCGAAACCAAUGCCGGUGCAGAGGGUGAAGAGGCGGCGGCAGAUGGCGCUGCCGAAGCAAACGAGGGCAGUGACUCGUCCGCGAUUCCUUCUUCGGGCGCGGUUGUACGCGCCAUGGCCGCUGCCAAAGGCGGUAAGUCCAAGAUUACAAGUGGCACCUAUGCCAACCCCGCUGAGUCACAAUCGUCCACGGGAGAGGCAGCCGAGGCUCUGGUACAACCACGCUCACGCACACGGAAGGGACGAGCGGUCAAGGCAAACGGCAACGCCGAGAGGCACGUAUCUGAGUCGGAGGCAGAGGACGUUCCGGCCGAGCAUACGAAUGGGACAGGAGGUCGGCGACGAGGCACCAGGCUCCCCAACACCGCUGUAAUUAGAGUCAAAAAGGCCGAGAAGCUCGCCGACAUCUACGCAGACUUUGAGGGUGCAAGCACACCGUCCAACUCGCAGCCAAACGCACAUCCGGAGGAUAUUGAAGACGUCUACGACGACGGCGGCGGCGGCGAAAAUACUGGCCGGCAUGCCCGCGCAGCAAGCGUCGACCUUAGCAUGGGCGAAAAGCUGACGAGGGCAGACGCCGGGAACGGGGAAGAAGAAGAACAGGAAGGGGACAACGACGGAACCGACGGAGAGAUGCCACUGACAUUGUCCCUGUCACCGGGUCUGGCACACCACAAGCCGACAGCACGCAGUCGGCCGCUCAACGUUCUGAAACAGCGGCGCAGCGACGCUCCCGAAACCAAUGGCACCGCCCAGGCCAGCCGCUUUCUUCCGGCAGAUGGCACACCAUCGGCGGCCUCCAAACUCACACCACUACGGCCCGGCGAGGUACGGCGCACAAAGAAGCGCUCACUGGCGUCGGCCCAGUGGAUCCCGAAUCCUGACAGUGAUGGCGAGGAAGAGGGCCCCGGUCCCAGCAUUGUCGACGACAUUGAAGACGUCAGCGACAACGGCCAGACCCGAUCCAACGGCGGUGGAAGCCUCACAUCGCGCGCCGCCCGUGCCGCGCUGUCUCUGUUGCCACGGUCUUCCAAGCGGGUGCGGCAAGAGUAA
Molecule: messenger RNA, 3414 nt
Organism: Sporothrix schenckii 1099-18
Lineage: Eukaryota; Fungi; Ascomycota; Sordariomycetes; Ophiostomatales; Ophiostomataceae
Exons: 1
Coding region: 1-3414 (1137 amino acids)
Biological process (GO): regulation of DNA-templated transcription
Cellular component (GO): nucleus
Molecular function (GO): DNA-binding transcription factor activity; transcription cis-regulatory region binding
Source: RefSeq, a predicted model, not a curated record